Molecule: messenger RNA, 1434 nt
Organism: Stegostoma tigrinum
Lineage: Eukaryota; Metazoa; Chordata; Chondrichthyes; Orectolobiformes; Stegostomatidae
Product: N-acetylaspartate synthetase-like
Exons: 1
Molecular function (GO): N-acetyltransferase activity
Source: RefSeq, a predicted model, not a curated record
CAUAGGACAUUUGGUGCAAAGUGAACAAGCAUGAUUGGUUGUACACCUACUUUCAUCGUGCGUGCAUACCAAGCAGGAGAUUACCAAAAUGCCAGAAGAAUUGUUGCCAGUGGGACAAUGGAGUUAGUGAUGGUAGCAUUCAAACAGGCUAUUCGCUCACUGUCUAAUGUCUGCCUGCUUUUUGCCAGUGGUCCCGUGGUUUAUGUCAUCACUGGUUCAUUGGCUUGCAGUAGUUUGAUAUGCCUUGUACUACUGGCUCUCAUUUACCUGGCAUGCUGGCAGGUCUAUGCCAGCUACCGCAGGGAGAGGAUGGAAACAGACAUGGCGGAUAUAGAGGGAUAUUAUCUGAAACCACCUGGAGCUGGCUUCUAGAUAGCAAUGGAGGAAGAGGGAGCCAGGGAGGUGGUGGGUACAGUGGGAGUUAAGAUGGAGCCUGGGGACCCAUACACCUGCCAGCUCUUCCGACUUUUUGUCGAUCAGCAUUUCCGUCGGCAUGGACUGGGCCAGAGGCUGACCCAAAAGGUCCUGGAUUUUGCCAAGCACUAUGGUUACAGAUCCUGCCUGUUGAAGACCACCAGUGUCCAAGAACCAGCCAUUUGUAUGUACCAGAAAAUGGGCUUCCAGAUUCAAAGUUCCAGCCCUGUGUCAGGCCCUGUGCUUUUGAGCAUGUUAUCCAAAAUUUCAGUGUAUGAAUUGGAAAAGAAUCAGUGAUUGGCGUCCUUGAAUCUGUUGAACUGAUAUCCAUCCCUACCCAUCAACACAACUCAAUGAGCAUAGGAACUUCGUUUGGCUCAUCAGACCCACACUACUAUUCAAUAUGAUCGUGGUUUAUUCUCUAUCACAAUGCCAUACUCCACCAUCUCUCAUCCCUCUUGAUAUUUUUAGCCUCCAGUAACCUGCUUUUUUAAAAUCCUUUAAAUAUAUCCAAUUACACAAUCACGUGUGGUGGAAAAUUCCACAAGUUCACCACCACCAGAGUGGAAAAACAAAUUUAUCUCAGCCUAUCCUGUGUUCUGACAGAAUGACCCCCUCAUUCUGGACCAUCACAUCCACUCCCUUCUCCUUCCCCUCCCUGGCUGCAGAAGAGGUUUACUAGGAUGCUACCUGGAUUAGAGGGUAUGAGCUAGAAGGAGAAGCCAGAAAAUCACAGGUUGUUUUCUCUUGAGUGGCAGAGGCUGAGGGGAAACUUGAUAGCAGUCUAUAAAGUUUAGAUGCAUAGAUAGACUCUGACUGUGAAGCCUUUUUUCCCCAGAGUUGAAAUUUAAUACUAAGGGCAUGUGUUUAAGGUUACAGGGGGGAAAAUUCAAUGGAGAUGUGAGGGGCAAGUUUUUUUUACACAGAGUGGUAAGAAUCUGGAACACAUUGCCAGGGGUUGUGGUGGAGGUAGAUACAAUAGGGGCAUUUAGGAGGCUUUUAGUUAAGCACAUGAUUAUG